CUCUGCACCGCAUAUUUCCGGGAUUCACCGCGGGAAUGGCAUUGCAGCUCCGCGUUCUCGGCGCGGCAGUGGACUUCCGGGCCAAGCUGCCCGGAAGUUGCGUGAGGGGCAAAGGGCCUUCGCGGGGGCCGCCGGAAGCUGUAGUCGGGGCACGCGGGGGCCGCCGGGAGCUGUGUGUGUCGCGGCCGCCCAGUCGGCGUCGUGCUGCCCGCCCCGCACUCGGAACCCACAGCCGCCGCCCAGGGGGAUGCGGGAGCCCCUGGUUUCGGGGAGCAGAGAGGCAGGCGGGGUGAGGGGCGUUGCCAGGCAACGGGCGAGCGCCGUGGUUGGGCAGGAGCCGAGGACGGUAUGUCCCAGGCCCCAGGAGCACAGCCGAGCCGGCCCUCCGUUUAUCACGAGCGGCAACGCCUGGAGCUGUGUGCCGUCCACGCCCUCAACAACGUUCUGCAGCAGCAGCUCUUUAGCCAGGAGGCUGCCGACGAGAUCUGCAAGAGGGAUCCACCAACUCUUUUACACCAAGGCCAUGCUGGAGACCCAGAGAUGAGUCCAGUGUUGGCCCCAGACUCCCGGCUGAAUCCCCAUCGCAGCCUCCUGGGCACCGGCAACUAUGACGUCAACGUGAUCAUGGCCGCCCUGCAGGGGCUGGGCCUGGCCACCGUGUGGUGGGACCGAAGGAGGCCCCUGUCCCAGCUGGCCCUGCCCCAAGUGCUGGGACUGAUCCUGAACCUGCCCUCACCCAUGUCUCUGGGGCUGCUGUCCCUGCCGCUCCGCCGGCGGCACUGGGUGGCCCUCCGCCAGGUGGACGGCGUCUACUACAACCUGGACUCCAAGCUGCGGGCGCCUGAGGCUCUGGGGGACGAGGACGGCGUCAGGGCCUUCCUGGCGGGGGCACUGGCUCAGGGCCUGUGCGAGGUGCUGCUGGUGGUGACCAAGGAGGUGGAGGAAAAGGGCUGCUGGCUGCGGACAGACUGACCCCGCGGAGGAGAGAACCAGGCCACCGUCCGUGCGGUCCCCGUGCAUCCACGUCUGGCUCCUGAACGCCAGGGAAGGACCCCGCGGAGGCCCAGCCCCUUUUCCGCACCCCCUGCUCCCCAGUGCCGCUGCUGCCUCAAUAAAUCUGCUGAUUUGC
Molecule: messenger RNA, 1129 nt
Organism: Neofelis nebulosa (Clouded leopard)
Lineage: Eukaryota; Metazoa; Chordata; Mammalia; Carnivora; Felidae
Gene: JOSD2
Product: Josephin domain containing 2
Exons: 6
Coding region: 349-972 (207 amino acids)
Biological process (GO): protein deubiquitination
Molecular function (GO): cysteine-type deubiquitinase activity
Source: RefSeq, a predicted model, not a curated record